Molecule: messenger RNA, 747 nt
Organism: Glycine soja
Lineage: Eukaryota; Viridiplantae; Streptophyta; Magnoliopsida; Fabales; Fabaceae
Product: copper transporter 5.1-like
Exons: 1
Coding region: 80-511 (143 amino acids)
Biological process (GO): copper ion transmembrane transport; intracellular copper ion homeostasis
Cellular component (GO): plasma membrane
Molecular function (GO): copper ion transmembrane transporter activity
Source: RefSeq, a predicted model, not a curated record
AGCUGCAUAAGCGAGGCUUGUUGUUGUUGUCGUGGUCGUUUUUGGCUAAGCCUCGAAAUCCAAAAAAUCUUAAGCGAAGAUGAUGCACAUGACCUUCUACUGGAGCAGAAAGGUGAAUCUCCUAAUCGAUUCAUGGAAGACCAACGAUUGGACGGACUAUCUCCUCACUCUGCUCGCGUGCCUCGUCGUCGCCGCCUUCUACCAGUUCCUCGAGAAUCGCCGCAUCCGCCUCAAGCUCAUCGGCUCCGGAAAGCCCUUCCCGGCGGAGAUCGAGGCCCCUCUUCUGCGGCGGAAGCUCGCCGGAAACCGCGUCAAGGUGGGCGUGAAGGUCGCCGGAGCGUUUCUCUUCGGGCUGAGCUCCGCGGUCGGGUACUUGUUGAUGUUGUCGGUGAUGUCCUUCAACGGAGGGGUGUUUGUGGCCAUCGUCGUGGGUCUCGCUGUUGGUUACUUCUUCUUCAGGAACGAGGGCGAAGAUUCCCUUGUUGUUGAUACUUCUUGUGCCUGUGCUUAAAUCCUAAUUACUUUUAAAUCUCCCAAUUUCCUGUAAUAAUAAUAUAAUAGGAGUAGCAGUGCUUGUUAAUUAUUUUCCUUUUUUUAAUUUAGCAAACUUGUUUCAAGGAAUUUGGGAUGUGUAAUUUCGUGUACGAAAUUGUAUUUAAUUGUAAUUGUAAUAAUCAAGUCAAGAUAGUAGUACAAUUGGAAUCCUUCUUGAUUCUAAAGUUGAAUUUAUUUUGAUUCGGAGGCAAA